Arvicola amphibius (Eurasian water vole) is the source of this 345-nucleotide messenger RNA. Its product is annotated as 60S ribosomal protein L29-like. Gene Ontology annotation, cellular component: cytosolic large ribosomal subunit; ribosome. The record is from RefSeq and is a predicted model, not a curated record. Lineage: Eukaryota; Metazoa; Chordata; Mammalia; Rodentia; Cricetidae. The transcript has a single exon. Gene Ontology annotation, biological process: cytoplasmic translation. Gene Ontology annotation, molecular function: structural constituent of ribosome. Bases 1 to 345 code for a protein of 114 amino acids.
AUGGCUUCAGGAGCAGCCGAUUACCGUCCAGCCAAGGCCAAGUCCAAGAACCACACCACACAUAACCAGUCCCGGAAAUGGCACAGAAAAGGCAUCAAGAGACCCCGGUCACAAAGAUAUGAAUCUCUCAAGGGGGUCGACCCCAAGUUCCUGAGGAACAUGCGCUUUGCCAGGAAACACAAGAAAGGCCUGAAGAAGAUGCAGGCAAAUAAUGCAAAGGCCGCGAGUGCACAUGCGGAGGCCAUCAAGGCCCUGGUGAAGCCCCAGGUGGUGAAGCCCAAGGUGCCAAAGGGCUCCAGCCGCAAAUUUAUCUGUCUUGCUUUCCAUCGCUCACCCCAAGCUUGA